Molecule: messenger RNA, 408 nt
Organism: Salvelinus namaycush (lake trout)
Lineage: Eukaryota; Metazoa; Chordata; Actinopteri; Salmoniformes; Salmonidae
Product: protein phosphatase 1 regulatory subunit 27-like
Exons: 4
Coding region: 1-408 (135 amino acids)
Molecular function (GO): phosphatase binding
Source: RefSeq, a predicted model, not a curated record
AUGACGAAGCCAGUCCGGGCUGUACACUUCUCCAAUGACAUUAUCUUCCAGGACCUUGUCCGACAUGGUGAGAUGGAGCAGAUUGGACGCUUUAUGAGAGCGAAGAAAGUAAGUCUGCAUACCCUCUUCCCAUCUGGUAUGGCAGCACUCCAUGAGGCCGUACUCACAGGGAACCUGGAUUGCGUGAAGCUGCUGGUGAAAUAUGGAGCUGAUGUCCACCAGAGAGAUGAGGACGGCUGGACGCCGCUGCACAUGGCCUGCAGUGAUGGCUUCCCCGAAAUCGCCAGCUACCUGCUCUCUCUUGGUGCCAGUGCAUUUGCAGAGAACGAGAACGGGGAGAAGCCAGCAGACCUCAUUGACCCAGACUGUAAGGAGCUGGUCAAUCUAUUUGAGGCAGGCUGUGUGUAA